AUGGGUGGCCCAGGUUGUGGCAAAGGGACACAGUGCAAGAACGUGGCGACCAAAUAUGGCUUUUGCCACGUUGGACUGGGCCAGCCGCUGCCGCAAGAGGGCCAAUGCAGUACCCAGCGGGGCGGGGAGACCCGUGACGUCAUGCUGCAGGGGCUCCUGCUCCCAGCUGUGGGCCGGGCCCCAGACCUCAUCAUGUUUGAUUGCUCCAUGGAUGCGAUGGUCUGCGGAGUGUGGCAUCGGGGCCAGAAGGAGCACCGGGUUCGUGACUGUGAGUCGGCCCUCUGCGAGGGCCUAGAGACAUACGACACCCUGUGCGAGCCAGUCUUGACCUCCUACCAGCAGAACAACCUGCUCCGAAACGUGGGUACUCCCUGCUUGCCACUCACCCCCAACCCCCCAGGGGAACAAUAUCUUGGCAGAAGCAGCUCCAGAAGACAUUUUGCCCAGUGCUGCUCUGUCACUGAAAGGCUGCAGUGA
This is a messenger RNA of Lynx canadensis (Canada lynx), 477 nucleotides long. RefSeq names its product adenylate kinase isoenzyme 5. Gene Ontology annotation, biological process: nucleoside triphosphate biosynthetic process. The transcript has 4 exons. Bases 1 to 477 code for a protein of 158 amino acids. NCBI's taxonomy places the organism in Eukaryota, Metazoa, Chordata, Mammalia, Carnivora, Felidae. The record is from RefSeq and is a predicted model, not a curated record. Gene Ontology annotation, molecular function: ATP binding; AMP kinase activity. Gene Ontology annotation, cellular component: cytosol; cytoplasm.